AUGAUUAGAUUUGCAGGCAGAAAUUUGCAGACCCUUGGAUCGAGGGUUCGCCGUAGUAGGCUGGCAUCGACACUGGCCUUUGUCGAGACAACCAAGGAGGGUGCCAUCGUUCCGUCUUCGUUGAAUGCAUUGGCUGCUGCUCAGCAGUUGGGGAACAAUAUCACUGCUCUAUUGCUUGGCCCGCAAGCUACUUCUGCCGCUUCUGUAUUGAAAUCUUCAGUGCAAUGCACUAAGUUGAACAAGGUGCUGGUCUCCGAUGAAGUGAAGUACGAACAUUAUUUACCCGAGAAGGUGACUCCGCUAUUGGUUAACUUGUUGAAAGACGAAGAGUACUCUCAUUUCGUCGUCGCCAGCUCUGCAGUUGGUAAAAACUUGUUACCUCGUGUCGCCGCUUUACUGAACUACCAGCCUGUUUGUGAUAUCACCAAGAUUAAGGACGCAAAGACCUUUGUUAGACCCAUUUAUGCCGGUAAUGCUAUUGAGACCGUCGAAAAUACUCAGUCCAUGGCUCUGGUGAGCGUGAGAGCUUCCGCCUUCGAAGCAGUUCCUGAAGGGUCGAGCGAAUCUGCUGUUAUCGAGCAAAUCUCCCUCUCAGAUGGCUCCACCGAUCUCGAUGUCCAAUGGCAGAGUGCAAAUCUCGUUAAGAGUGCAAGACCAGAUCUUUCCUCGGCUUCGACAAUCGUGGCGGGAGGUCGUGCGUUGAAGGACAAAGAAACUUUCGACAAACUACUCGUGCCGCUAGCAGACGCUCUAGGGGCUGGCAUUGGUGCCACCAGGGCGGCCGUCGACAGCGGUUUUUGUGAUAAUUCGCUGCAAAUCGGUCAAACUGGUAAGGUUGUUGCGCCCGAGCUGUACAUCGCUGUGGGUAUCUCGGGUGCCAUCCAACAUUUGGCUGGUAUGAAAGACUCAAAAAAGAUCGUUGCGAUAAACAGCGAUCCUGACGCUCCCAUUUUGAAAGUGGCAGAUUACGGUUUGGAAGGCGAUCUGUUCGAAAUUGUUCCGCAGCUUACUGACAAGUUGAUGCAAGCACGUAAGUAA
Molecule: messenger RNA, 1038 nt
Organism: Torulaspora globosa
Lineage: Eukaryota; Fungi; Ascomycota; Saccharomycetes; Saccharomycetales; Saccharomycetaceae
Gene: AIM45
Product: Aim45p
Exons: 1
Coding region: 1-1038 (345 amino acids)
Cellular component (GO): mitochondrion
Molecular function (GO): flavin adenine dinucleotide binding; electron transfer activity
Source: RefSeq, a predicted model, not a curated record